Cyphellophora attinorum is the source of this 684-nucleotide messenger RNA. RefSeq names its product Elongation factor 1-beta. Gene Ontology annotation, cellular component: cytosol; eukaryotic translation elongation factor 1 complex. The transcript has 4 exons. Lineage: Eukaryota; Fungi; Ascomycota; Eurotiomycetes; Chaetothyriales; Cyphellophoraceae. The coding region runs from base 1 to 684 and encodes 227 amino acids. Gene Ontology annotation, molecular function: guanyl-nucleotide exchange factor activity; translation elongation factor activity. Gene Ontology annotation, biological process: translational elongation. The record is from RefSeq and is a predicted model, not a curated record.
AUGGGUUUCACCGACUUCGUUUCCGAUGCUGGCCUCACCUUGCUCAACAACUGGGCGAAGAAUCACACCUACAUUGCCGGCUACACCCCCUCUCAAGCCGAUGUCGUCUGCUUCAAGCAGGUCAAGGAGGAGCCCGCCGUCGAGAAGUACCCUCAUGCCUACAGAUGGUACCGCCAUGUCGCCUCCUACACCGAUGAGUUCGGCACUCUGCCUGGCGACUCUUCCAAGCCUGUCUCCACCUACGGUCCCGAGGCUGUAGCCGUCACUCAGAACCCCAAGGACGCGCCCGAGGAUGAUGACGACGAGGUCGAUCUCUUCGGCUCUGAUGAGGAGGAGGAAGACCCAGAUGUCGUCGCUGAGCGCGAGAAGAACUUGGCUGCGUACAAGGCUAAGAAGGCGCUGAAAGAAAAGCCAGCCGCCAAAUCCAUCGUCACCAUGGACGUCAAGCCCUGGGACGACGAGACUGACAUGGACGAGCUCAUCGCCAACGUCAAGGCUAUCGAGAUGGACGGUCUGGUUUGGGGUGGUCACAAGCUGGUCGCUGUUGGCUACGGUAUCAAGAAGCUGCAGAUCAACUUGGUCGUCGAGGAUGAGAAGGUGUCUAUUGAUGAUUUGCAGGCUAAGAUUGAGGAGGAUGAGGACCAUGUCCAGUCCACCGACGUCGCGGCUAUGCAGAAGUUGUAG